This is a messenger RNA of Sardina pilchardus (European sardine), 870 nucleotides long. RefSeq names its product mucosal pentraxin-like. The record is from RefSeq and is a predicted model, not a curated record. The transcript has 4 exons. Bases 53 to 730 code for a protein of 225 amino acids. Lineage: Eukaryota; Metazoa; Chordata; Actinopteri; Clupeiformes; Clupeidae.
CAGUGUCACAGUGCCGUCUUAACUGUCAUAGAGAGAGCAUUUCUGUUGAAGGAUGAAGACACUUCUUAUUGCAAGCAUCCUUUUCACAGCCUGCUGUGCUGUUCCUCAAGAUCUGUCAGGUAAAAUGUUUACAUUUCCUGCGGAAUCCAGUAUUGCACAUGUCAGACUCCUCCCUUCAGGAAAUAACUUCGCCUCUGUGACAGUCUGCCUCAGGUUCCUCACCGACCUUACUCGAGACCACUCUCUUUUUUCAGCAGCAUCCACUGCCAAUAGCAAUGACUUCUUAAUCUACAAGGCAGCAAGCAAACGUUUUGACGUGUACACACGUGGCAAAGUCUCUCAAUUUAAUGGCCUACCAGACGAGCCAAACACCUGGUACUCCAUCUGCACCACCUGGGAUUCCAACUCUGGAUUGGCUCAGGUCUGGAUCAACGGGAAUCCAAGUACCAGGAAGAUCGGAUUCAAGGGGAAUCUGGAUGGAAAGCUAAACAUAGUGCUGGGACAAGAGCAGGACUCAGUGGGUGGAGGGUUUAAUGCAAAGAUGUCAUUUGUAGGGAUGAUCACUGAUGUCCAUAUGUGGGACUAUGUCCUUUCUACUUGUGAGAUCGAGCGGUUUGCUAACGACCUGAACUUCACCCCUGGUAAUGUCAUCAACUGGAGAGCCCUUGAUUUCACCAUCGUUGGAGAUGUUGUCAUUGAAGACAGUCAGACAAAGCGCUGUUUUCAUUAGUGAUGAUAAAUAAAUGAGUAAACAAAACUCAGCAUUACUGCACAAAUUCUAUAUUGAACACUGUUCCAGAAAAUGUUUUCUGCAAUCGAAAUCAUCAGCAUAUUUUAUGUAUAUCAAUUAUUUUUUGUAACCUCUUUCAA